AUGAAUGGAUUUGUUCUACCAGAAAUUUUCACUCAAAGAUGGCUCAAAAAUCGGCGGAAACUUUGCGGACAACCCAGUACUUUUCCAACAGUUUCACUGAAAGAAACUUUUUUUAAAGGCAAUCACGAGUAUAUGCACGGGAAUGUAGAAGAAUGGUUUGCGUUUCUGGAAAACUGUAAUAUAACUGUACUUCAUAAUUCCUACAAACGAUUUGUGACCAAGAAAGGAGACCAUUUUUGUAUCGCCGGUGCUGAUGAUUUGUACGCAGCCAAAGUCCAUUUUCCUGGUCAUGCCAUGCAACCGGAACGUGCUGUAUCAGGUUGCGCGCUGAACGACACUACCAUUAUGCUUGCUCAUCAACCUAAUGCUGCUAAAUUAAUGCUCAGUCAUCCGCUUGUAAGCGAGAAACUUGAUCUUAUAUUAUCAGGGCAUACGCAUGGAGGACAGAUGUACUUGUUCGUACCUAUAAUUUAUCUAGCCAAUGCUUUCGGAACACGGGGAAUAGCAAUUCAUAAAGUAUUCUUUGCAUCCGUCAACCGCGUAGAGGUGCCUUUACCCCUAUUCCCAACUCUCACGAUGGCGUUUCAAAUUUUCGACAUACCAUGCCUUUUCUGCGGAAGACGGUAA
This is a messenger RNA of Haemonchus placei, 627 nucleotides long. The record is from the annotation of a GenBank genome assembly. NCBI's taxonomy places the organism in Eukaryota, Metazoa, Nematoda, Chromadorea, Rhabditida, Trichostrongylidae.